Molecule: messenger RNA, 1290 nt
Organism: Gongylonema pulchrum
Lineage: Eukaryota; Metazoa; Nematoda; Chromadorea; Rhabditida; Gongylonematidae
Source: the annotation of a GenBank genome assembly
AUGACGACGGCGAUCGCAAUGGGUUUGGAUUAUCUAUUUGAGCUAAUAUUGUUCGGACCUGUACUGGCACUAGCUGCCCACUGCGAGAAACGAGACUGGAAGCGGUUGGUGAGCUCGAAUUCAUUGAAAACCCCAUUGUACGGAUGGCGACUACAGAUAGACACGUUUAUGAACUGGGUACUGAAGAUGUACUGUCGUAUCCUGGAACAUCGCUGCUUUACGGUAUUUUUGGCUGUGGCACUGGUUGCUUACUGGUAUUUUGCAAUCAUUGGAGCACUGAACAUUAAAACAAGAUUGGAUACCGCUAAAAUUUUGCCAAAAGAUUCCCCAAUUCAAGCUCCAAAUCGCAUUCUCAGUGAUAUCAUAUGGGUGGAAUAUCAUCCGGCAACAAUACUUGUAAACAAACCUUUGGAUAUUAGAAAGCGUAGACCGAUGGAACGAUUUUGGCAGCUUGUUGACGAUUUCGAAAGUUUACCACAAUGUCGAGCGAACACGGAAACAGGUCUCGACUUCGAUAAACUGGAAGAAUUCCUCGAAUCGCCGUUCUACAAGCACUGGAACACUUUCGUCAAGGUAGUCCGAACAAAGGAAGGCAUUCGUGUAAACCGAUUUUGGUUUACCGUUGCGUACUCAAAUACGUCGACCUGGGAAGAUCUGAAUGUGACGGUGUGGGAAGCUAAUGGAAUGUUCGUGGAUCAGAUGCUCAGUCUGAAAACAGUUGCUAUACAAACCGGAGCACUGACGUUGAUUUGUAUGGCAGUUGUGUGUGCAGUAUUCAUACCAAAUCCGUGUAGCGUUAUUACUGCCUCCAUCGCUAUUGCCUCUAUAAGUCUUGGAGUGUUCGGUUUUUUGUCCUGGUGGCAUUUUGAUCUCGAUCCAGUUACUACAGCUGCAGUUUUGAUGUCAAUUGGCUUAUCAGUUGAUUUCACAGCUCAUCUGACCAACCGACGGGUAAUUCGCAACAAGCAAAUUGUUAAAAUUCCUAUCAAAGGCCCACGAGAGAAGUUGGAACACACCCUACGAAGUGUUGGAUGGCCAAUGAUACAAGCAGCCGCCUCCACGAGUUACUCGCCGAUGGUAUUUUUCAAAACGAUCAUCCUGGUAGUCUGCUGGGGCUUGCUGCAUGGACUCAUCGUACUUCCGGCGCUUCUCGGUGCGCUGCCGGACUGCCUCACGAAUGCCAAUUGUUAUCGCAUCUUCUUAUCGACAAGCAGCCAGAAGUCGUGCCGUUAUGUGGCGCCGCAGGAAAUGGAGCCGGUAGAUGGCCAAGAGAUGGAAACCAACGAAUAG